Molecule: messenger RNA, 1225 nt
Organism: Macroventuria anomochaeta
Lineage: Eukaryota; Fungi; Ascomycota; Dothideomycetes; Pleosporales; Didymellaceae
Exons: 1
Coding region: 103-978 (291 amino acids)
Source: RefSeq, a predicted model, not a curated record
GUAGAGUGGAGUCAAUGUCACGUGUCUGACUUGCUUCGAGCCCGCUUUGAGAUCGACUACCGCACCGACCUGAUUGAGCUUCUCGUGGACGCGGCACGAUGCAUGAUCUUGGAGGCAAGCGUUGGACUGGGGGUUCUGAGACACGUUUUCACGCCUGCUGCCAGCCCUCGAUGCCAUCUUGGGUGCCCGACUGGCGACAAAAAGUUCGUCUGGCAGCGGUAUUCUUAUGCUUCGUGGAUUCAGCAAACGUUGACCCGUCCUCUAUACACACCGCUGCCCGGCCCUGUGCAUGUCUGUCUCAAGGGCUCACAACUGCACAUACAAGGCGCUAUCAUGCAAGAGACUGAGAUCACCAUGCUGACGAGUGCCUGGGAUCAACUUGAUCGCUCAUGGCGAACACCUCAUAGAUGGCACACAGAGUUUCUGGCCAGUUUCAACAACUGCCCGGCUCUGGACGUAGCAAUUCGUCCGAGUAUGGUAGCUAACAGAUCCUGCGCCGAGGGAAGCCGCAAGGAACAUGGCUACAAGGGUCAGUACACCUAUGGCAGGAUGCUGAAAUGGGAAGUGAUCGAGACAACAGCCUCUGUUUCAGAUCCAUCUUUGAAGGUCCGUCCAUCCGAUAUGUUUGCCAAUCUGUAUGGUGCCUGCUAUGGCCGGAGACUGGCACUUUUGAGCGAUGGGAGAACGGCGAUUCUACCUGCAGGUGCGAAGCAAAGCGAUAAGAUUGCAGUGCUUCGAGACGGUCAUGCUCUGUACGUUCCCAGGCCCUUACAUGGUAGGGAUGAGUAUCAGUUUAUUGGUGCAGGCUUUGUUGACGGUUGGAUAAACGGUGAGAUCGUUGAGGAGGUAGGAGAGGAUAAGCUACAGACAGACCAUAACAGUGAUCCGAUAACCAGAGUAUCUGUGAGAUCGUGCGAUGUUGACAUACAAUCAUGCAAGAGGUUUGACGUUUGCCUCUUGUUGCCAAACACGUGGUGACCAGAUUUCGAGUGCCUCCACGUCGAUUCUCUUCGAAACUAUCGCCAGCAGCCCUGCUCGUUAUUCCACAAAUCGUGCGCAACGUGCUCUAUUCUGAGCUGGGAAAAAGCCACAUUCACCAAGGCAUGAUUGGAGCCCUCACUUCCUGCUCGUGACACGAGUCAGAAGGAAAGCAACGACGGUCAUGCCUCGGGCGCAGAUGAUGGCAGGCAGAUAGAGCUAGUCUCAGAAGCGCUUGGCUUCAUGC